UGCGCAGGCAGUGCUCGCGGCGGCGGCGACGGCGGCGGGAGGUUCGGUUGUCGCCCGUUGGCCGCGCGGCGCCGCGCUCGGCGGCCGCCAUUGCAGCUUAUUUUCAGUUACUUUUUAAAGACAGAAGGCUCAUGGUGCAAAUUAUUAUUUCCAGUGCUGGGGCUGGAGGCCUGGCAGAAUGGGUGCUGAUGGAGCUACAGGGGGAGAUCGAGGCUCGCUACAGCACUGGAUUAGCUGGAAACCUCCUGGGAGACCUACAUUACACCACUGAGGGAAUCCCUGUGCUGAUCGUGGGGCAUCAUAUCCUGUAUGGGAAAAUCAUCCACCUGGAGAAACCUUUUGCGGUCCUUGUCAAACACACUUCUGGGGAGCAGGACUGUGAUAACCGUGGCUGUGAGACUGGCACCCGGUACUUGGUGACAGCACUCAUCAAAAACAAGAUUCUUUUCAAAACUCGCCCCAAGCCCAUUAUCACCAACGUACCCAAGAAAGUAUGAAAGAACCCCGGAUUUUCCCUAGAGAGCGGCCAACUCCUUGGACUCGUGUUCCACUGCCACCUCGAGGACGGCUUGAUGGUUCCCUGGGACCACAGGGGGGUCAGGGUCCUGUUCUAAACACAGGCCACCCACUGGGCAUGAUCUCGGAUUCCUUCCUUAUGCCAACUGGUUCUCUUGGUGGAAAUCUGGCCCCAUUUCCAAGGAACCCUUCUCCUUUUCCAACUUCAUCAAGCUCAUUGGCUUCAAAUCCAGCACCUUUCCCUGCUGGUGCUCGUGACCCAAGCAUGGCUUCUUUUCCAAGGGGAAUGAAUCCUACUGGCACAG
Molossus molossus (Pallas's mastiff bat) is the source of this 821-nucleotide messenger RNA. It is a transcript of the gene CHTF8, whose product is annotated as chromosome transmission fidelity factor 8. The transcript is spliced from 4 exons. Gene Ontology annotation, biological process: mitotic sister chromatid cohesion. Gene Ontology annotation, cellular component: Ctf18 RFC-like complex. Lineage: Eukaryota; Metazoa; Chordata; Mammalia; Chiroptera; Molossidae. The record is from RefSeq and is a predicted model, not a curated record. Bases 132 to 497 code for a protein of 121 amino acids.